Molecule: messenger RNA, 6783 nt
Organism: Dunckerocampus dactyliophorus (ringed pipefish)
Lineage: Eukaryota; Metazoa; Chordata; Actinopteri; Syngnathiformes; Syngnathidae
Gene: dip2a
Product: disco-interacting protein 2 homolog A
Exons: 40
Coding region: 350-5194 (1614 amino acids)
Cellular component (GO): cell surface
Source: RefSeq, a predicted model, not a curated record
UGUUGCUAUGAUGCAAUGGCGAGCGAUGGCUGAGUUGAAGGAGUUCUCGCCACAGUUGAAGUGAGGCAGCCGUCACUGUAGGACGCAGCCAGUGCAGUGGCAUCGCCGCUGGUGAUAAAGACAGCCGUCGCCACGGGAGGCACACUUGUUUUCCUCUCAAUGGCAACACGUAGCCGCCUGCGUGUACUAGCUAGCCGUGUCAUGACUGUGCUGGAGGUUUCCUCCACAUCUGCACUUCGAGACGCACCCUGUUUUCUCCCCACGCCGGUGAUCGAAUCCUAUUUUUAGGAGGAGGAGGAGGAGGAGGUCGCUCUACCGUAAAGCAAAACCGUGGACACAUUUUUCUUGGAUGGCGGAGAGAACCUCAGCUGGUGUGCUGACCGUGACGCUGGAGCCCACACCGGUUGUCGCUAUGACCCUGCCGGCGGAGGUCCGGGCCAAGCUGGCGGAGCUGGAGCUGGAGCUCUCCGAAGGGGACAUCACUCAGAAGGGCUAUGAGAAGAAAAGAAGCAAACUGUUGGCACCGUACAUCCCACAGAUACAAGGUGUAGAUCCCUCUCUGCAAAUUGACAGUCGUGUCCAAGCUCCCUCCCAAGCUGUUCAUUCCUCAUCCAAACACAACAAAUCUCGGGCCGCCAACACCAGGGAUGAGCGCUUCCGAUCUGAUCUGCACACAGAAGCCGUCCAAGCAGCUUUAGCCAAAUACAAAGAAAGGAAGAUGCCCAUGCCGUCCAAAAGACGAUCUGUGUUAGUUCAGUCCUCUGUUGAGGCAUGUACGCCACCAGACACCUCCUCAGCGUCAGAAGAUGAGGGCUCGCUGCGCCGAAGGGGACAUCUAGCCAACUCCACACCCUACCAGAGCCACAGCCACCAGGCCGUGGAGCACUGGUUUAACCGGGUCAUCCAGGGUUCGUCCACCUCGUCUUCCGCGUCAUCUACUUCAUCCCACCCGGGAGGGAGAUCCAUUACCAACACGACCACUACCGCCAACAGCACCGCCCACAGCGGCCUCAACGCCAACACCAAAGCUACUGCACUGUCUGACCUAAUGGCACACACCCACCUAGAUAACCACAUACCUCCCCCCGACGUAACGGGCCUCUCGGAGCGCUCCUCGCUUCAUGUGGAACAGUCCCACGUUGCCUCGGUGCGGGGAGUCUCUCGUGGCUACAACCACCACACCAGCAUCAUGGAGACAGCAGAUGGCUGUGAGUGGAGAGGUGAGAGAUCCCUCACUUUGAUGAAUGGUGUUCCAGUCAACAGCCGUGUCUCCUCCAAAAUCCAGCAGCUGCUCAACACUCUGAAAAGACCGAAGCGACCGCCCUUGCGAGAGUUCUUUGUCGACGACUUUGAAGAGCUUUUGGAUGUCCAGCAGCCAGAUCCAAACCAGCCAAAGCCAGAAGGCCAGCAGAUGAGUCCCCUUGAAGGGGGACCUCUCGGAGUGGUCAGUAACUGGCCUCCCUCCUUGAUAGCCGCUUUACAACGAUGGGGCACCACCCAGCCUAAGAGCCCCUGUCUGACAGCACUUGAUAAUGCUGGCAAGCCUGUCUACACUCUCACCUAUGGUAAACUGUGGACCCGCUGUCAGAAACUAGCUUAUACACUUCUCAACAAGCUGAGCACUAGAAAUGAGCCCCUGCUUAUGCCUGGAGAUAGGGUAGCGCUUGUGUUCCCGAACAGCGAUCCAGUAAUGUUCAUGGUUGCUUUCUACGGUUGUCUGCUGGCAGAACUGGUGCCCGUACCCAUUGAAGUGCCGCUGACCAAGAAGGAUGCUGGAAGUCAACAAAUUGGCUUUCUGCUUGGCAGCUGUGGGGUGACUUUGGCUCUUACCACUGAUGCUUGUCAGAAAGGUUUACCCAAAGCGCAAACAGGGGAGGUAGCCACAUUCAAAGGUUGGCCCCGGUUGCUGUGGUUUGUGACAGAUGGGAAACAUGUUGUGAAGCCCCCGAAAGACUGGCAUCCUUCGAUACGUGAAGCCAACAAAGACACAGCCUACAUAGAGUACAAAACCAGCAAGGAGGGAAGCACCAUGGGGAUCACAGUGAGCCAUUCAGCCAUGCUUGCUCACUGUCACGCUCUCACACAGGCCUGUGGCUACACUGAAGCUGAGACAAUAACCAACGUGCUGGACUUCAAGAGGGAAGCGGGUCUAUGGCAUGGUGUUCUCACUAGCGUCAUGAAUCGGAUGCAUGUGAUCAGCAUUCCUUACUCACUGAUGAAAGUCAACCCCCUCUCGUGGAUACAGAAGGUUCAUGCAUACAAAGCACGGGUUGCAGUGGUGAAGUCGAGAGACAUGCACUGGUCUCUUCUAGCACAAAGAGACCAGAGAGACAUCAGUUUGAGCUCACUGCGCAUGCUGAUUGUAGCUGAUGGCGCCAACCCAUGGUCAAUAUCUUCCUGCGAUGCCUUUCUAAACGUGUUCCAGGCACGUGGGCUGCGACCUGAGGUGAUCUGUCCAUGUGCCAGCUCUUCAGAAGGCAUGACUGUUGCCAUCCGCAGACCUCCAGAAAUGGGUGUCCCUCCACCUGGGAAGGCAGUGCUCUCCAUGGGUGGUCUGAGCCAUAGCGUGAUUCGUGUAGACACAGAAGAGAAGCUCUCCGUCCUCACCGUGCAAGACGUGGGACAGGUCAUGCCUGGAGCUUUGGUGUGCGUCGUGCGGGUGGAAGGGACGCCAUACCUUUGCCAGACAGAUGAGGUGGGAGAGAUUUGCGUCAGCUCCAGGUGCACGGGUGCUGCCUAUUACGGCCUCCAGGGCAUGACCAAAAAUAUAUUUGAGACCAUCCCACUCACGUCAACUGGAAUUCCAGUCAGUGACCGAGCUUUCACCAGGACCUCGCUGCUGGGCUUUGUGGGGCCAGACAGCCUUGUGUUUGUUGUGGGGAAGAUGGAUGGACUGAUGGUGGUCAGUGGGCGGCGACACAACGCUGAUGACGUGGUUGCCACAGCGCUCGCAGUGGAGCCUAUGAAGUUUGUUUACAGGGGGAGGAUAGCUGUGUUUUCUGUGUCAGUGCUGCAUGACGAGAGGAUUGUUGUCGUGGCAGAGCAGAGACCAGAUGCCUCAGAAGAAGACAGCUUCCAGUGGAUGAGCCGUGUCCUUCAGGCAAUAGACAGCAUCCACCAGGUGGGGGUGUACUGUUUGGCUCUGGUGCCUGCUAACACACUUCCCAAGGCUCCCCUAGGUGGUAUUCACAUUUCAGAGACUAAACAGCGCUUCCUAGAGGGCGCCUUGCAUCCCUGCAAUGUCCUUAUGUGCCCUCACACGUGCGUCACCAACCUGCCCAAGCCGAGACAAAAGCAGCCAGAGGUCGGCCCCGCUUCUAUGAUAGUGGGCAACCUGGUGGCAGGCAAGAGGAUAGCACAGGCCUGUGGGAGAGAUGUGACCCAGUUGGAAGACAAUGAUCAGUUCCUCUAUAUUCAAGAUGUGCUACAGUGGAGGGCGCAGGCCACGCCAGACCAUCCGCUGUUCCUUGUUCUUAAUGCCAAGGGCACGGUAGCAAAUUCAGCGUCCUGUCUGCAGCUACACAAGCGGGCCGAGCGAGUGGCUGCAGCUCUUAUGGGACGCCUCAACACCGGAGACCAUGUGGCGCUUGUCUACCCACCAGGAAUCGACCUGAUAGCCACCUUUUAUGGCUGCUUGUAUGCUGGUUGCGUCCCAGUGACAGUCAGACCCCCACACCCACAGAACUUGGCUACCACCCUCCCCACUGUCAAAAUGAUUGUUGAGGUCAGUAAGUCCGUGUGUAUCCUCACCACUCAAGCAAUAAUGAAGCUGCUGAAAUCUAAAGAGGCCGCCGCCGCAGUGGAUGUCAAGAGCUGGCCCAUGGUGUUAGACACAGAUGACCUCCCCAGGAAGAAAAGUUCCCACAUCUACAAGCCCCCAACCCCAGAGAUGUUAGCUUAUCUGGACUUCAGUGUUUCCACCACAGGCAUCUUGGCAGGAGUCAAGAUGUCUCACGCAGCCACCAGUGCCUUGUGUCGCUCCAUCAAACUGCAGUGUGAGCUCUACCCUUCUCGGCAGAUAGCCAUCUGUCUGGACCCGUACUGCGGCCUGGGCUUUGCACUCUGGUGCCUGUGCAGUGUGUACUCAGGGCACCAGUCCAUCCUGGUUCCCCCUCUGGAGCUGGAGACCAAUGUGUCACUGUGGCUGGCGGCAGUCAGUCAGUACAAAGUGAGGGUCACCUUCUGCUCCUAUUCAGUCAUGGAGAUGUGCACCAAAGGCCUAGGUUCACAGACUGAGGCACUGCGGCUGCGCAACGUGAACCUGUCAUGUGUGCGCACGUGCAUGGUGGUGGCAGAGGAGAGGCCUCGCAUAGCACUGACGCAAUCCUUCUCCAAGAUCUUCAAGGACUUGGGGUUGUCGGCGCGGGCCGUCAGCACUACAUUCGGCUGCAGGGUGAAUGUAGCCAUUUGUUUGCAGUCCAACAGGUUAGGGAAACUGGCUGAGCAGGGCACAGCGGGACCGGACCCCACGACAGUUUACGUGGACAUGAGGGCUCUACGACAUGACAGGGUUCGCCUGGUUGAGAGGGGGUCCCCACACAGUUUACCACUGAUGGAGUCGGGCAAGAUCCUUCCUGGAGUCAAGGUGAUUAUUGCCAACACAGAGACUAAAGGACCCUUGGGAGACUCUCAUCUUGGAGAGAUCUGGGUGAGCAGUCCUCACAAUGCUACAGGAUACUACACCGUCUAUGGAGAGGAGGCGCUGCAUGCCGACCACUUUAACACCAAGCUCAGCUUCGGGGACACUCAUACAGUGUGGGCGAGGACGGGGUACCUGGGCUUCCUGCGGCGCACCGAGCUGACUGAUGCCAGUGGAGAGCGCCAUGACGCCCUCUACGUGGUGGGCUCUGUUGACGAAACCCUGGAGCUGAGGGGGAUGAGGUAUCACCCCAUUGACAUUGAGACCUCCGUCAUCCGCUCUCACAAGAGCAUAGCUGAAUGUGCUGUGUUCACUUGGACCAACUUGCUGGUGGUGGUGGUGGAGCUGGAAGGGUCUGAGCAAGAGGCCCUGGACCUCGUGGCCCUGGUAACCAACGUGGUUCUGGAGGAACACUACCUGAUUGUGGGAGUGGUGGUGGUGGUGGACCCUGGCGUCAUCCCCAUUAACUCUAGAGGGGAGAAGCAGCGUAUGCACCUGAGGGACGGCUUCCUGGCUGACCAACUGGACCCCAUAUAUGUGGCGUACAACAUGUGAGAACCUGUGCGAACAAGGACAAACUAUAAUUACUUGCCUGGAAGAUCCAUCUUGAUUUGUACAGUCCAGAAUGUUUUUCUUUUUUUUUUUUUUUUUUUUUUUUUGGUCUGCUUUUGCUUGGGAAUUGACCCAAGUAGCUCAUGAUGUGUCCCAAUCAUGCAUGUGUUUGUUUUUGUAGUUCUAUCCAUCAGGUAGCUUCAUUUGACUACAUUUUCAUUGGGCAAUUAAUUAUUUUAAAAAUGUUUUUAAUGGGAGAAUCUAUCUCAGAAUGUUCUGAACGCCUGUUUCCAUGACAGUUGUUUUUUUUUUUUAUUGAACACAAUAAUGCUUGCUGCCCAUAGUGGAGGUCUGCAUGGAUAUAGCUCAACUUCUCAUAGCUGAUAAUUGAGACUAAAUCAGCAGCGCCUCUGCUGGUUGCAGCCAAUUCGUGCCCUCCCGUUUGCUUCAGUUGCUUCAAGAUGCAGUGAUUGACUACAAGCAUCAGCACAAGUCUCCAUUGGAUUAUUCCUCCCCAUCCUUAUUAGAAACGGCUGCCACUCCAGUUCUGUAAUAUAUUUUUUGUGUGCCCUUUUGUAUGUGCUCACAAUGCAAAACGACUGAUGUAAUGUUGACGUGUUGCCCAGAUGGAGAGGACUAUGCCUUAAGUCUCUUUAUUUUCCAGAUGCCUGCUCUAGUUUUAACAUAAUUUUGGCAAGUGCAGCCAUUUGCACCCAGUAGUGUCAGCAUUCAUGAGCCUCAGUCAGCCAUUUUAAACAAACACUCCCAUCUUCAUUACUCCUUAAUGCCAACUGUGAUGAAUGUGUGUUUGACAGUGGAAGGCAGGUGUUUUCAGUGCCAUGAGGUCAAUUGAUAACCAUAUUGCAUGUGCCUCCCAUCUUAUCAUAAGGACUCACCGUGACUUCAUGUUGCUUCUUUGCCUCAGAAAAAAGCCUUCAGCAUGCUGCAAGGAUAUACAGCUUUGAUGCAAUAGGAGACGGCAGGACGCAAAGACUGAAUCUGCUACAUAUGUGAUAUAUAUAUUUAUCCCUCACAAACAGUCUGAAAUGAAGUCAGAUGUGGAUUGCAGGGAAUGGACACACAAAAGUUGUUUUUUUUUAUAUAGAAUGAAUGAGCGAAAGCAAACAAGAAGCGGAGGACCGUCCUCUGGAGCAAACUUGUGUUGUUAGAACAUGUGGAAAUACAUUUGUCUGAUAUAUGGUAAGUUGUUGUUAUUUUCAUAACAUGUUUUCUUAAUGAAUAAAGUAAUGAUUUUAACUUAAAAUGCUUGUGUGCAUCACAAUCCAGACAAUUUCGAGCCGGCGCAGUUUAAUCAGAAAAAUAAGGCUGAAAAGUACUUCAAUUGUACUUCAAUUGUCAGUGUACUUCACAAUGGUGUUUGAAUGUGGAUGUGAAUGAAUGUUUGGUGGCAGCCAGGUUUCCAUCAGACUACCCCAGGGCAGCUGUGGUUCCAAAUGUAGAUGACCACCACCAGUGUACGACAGAGGAGUGAAUGAAUAAUGUGUUCACUUCAUUGUGAAGCGCUUCGGGUGUCUUGAAAAGCGCUGUAAAAUCUAAUCUGUUAUUAUAUUCUUAUUAUUAAUUGCUUGCAU